Messenger RNA from Cajanus cajan (pigeon pea), 1159 nucleotides. RefSeq lists its product as uncharacterized. NCBI's taxonomy places the organism in Eukaryota, Viridiplantae, Streptophyta, Magnoliopsida, Fabales, Fabaceae. The record is from RefSeq and is a predicted model, not a curated record.
UUAAAAGAAAUGCCAAAAGCAUGUCUCAACAAAAUUUGAAGGCAAUUUCCGGCUGGGAGACCCAAUUUGAAUCGAAGGCAAAAUUGAGGAGAGGUUGUAAUCGGCGACGAAGAGAGUGACGAGAAGGUGAGGGACGGGUUUCUGUUCUCCUUCAUGAUCCAAUCUUGGGUUCAAUGUGGUGCUUAGUGAUGAACAAUAUUUUGUCUCUGGGAAGAUGCAUGGAUUCUCCACUGUCGAUGGUUUUGUGGAGAUAAGCAACUGCUUGGCAGAGAUGAUCAAAUACGUGGCUAAUGAACCGUCUGCUGGUCUUUUCUUUAUCCAACAGCACACACAAAAUGCAGUGCCUAGUGUCAUCAAACUUCAGAACAAGGUCACUGACAAGUCCCAUGAUACAACUUUGCACACAGAAGAUUUGGAGGACUCCGUCACAAUGGUGAAAUCUAUGAAAGAAUGUGGAUUCCCCAUAGCUGAUGAGAUGAUCGGAGACAUUAAAAAAUCCCUUGUAACAAUAACAAGUAAGCGAUCGAAAGGAGCACCAAUCCACCGGUCAAUCUCAAAAUUUCCAAGAGAGAGAGCUAACUCUGCAGAUUAUGCCCAGGAGGAAAGUGAAAUAAGGGGUAACUAUUUUUCAAGUGUUUUCCAGUUUUCAAAACAGAAGACUAACAGUCUCAAGUGGCCACAGCUUGAUUCUACCGCAUCCGAAAAUUCCAAAGCUGAGAAGCCACGGCUAUACCAUAGCAUGUCAUUGCCAGAUAUUUCUGCAAAUACUACUUCACCUUCACAAACUGACAAGAAGACCCUACCAAGCCAUAUUGAAGAUGAAUCUCAACCUGAACUAAGUGAUAUUGGAGAUAAAUUAUUUUCACUAUCAGAAAAAUUUGAUGACUUUAAAGCUAGUAAACAAGCUAAGUUGGAGGAGUGGCUUGAAGGAACUACCAGCGGUGGGGAGAAUUGCCUACCAGAUGAUGAGAAAAGGCUUUGAAAAAAUGAAAAUUUUCAAAUAUUUGAGAAAAUUUUAUAGGAAUUGUUUUUAUGCAUCUUUUUAUUUGAGAAAAAGCUUCAUGCUGUAUAUAAUUUGUGUAAUAUCUGAUAAUUCUUUGAGUAGCUAGUAUAACGUAAUAAAAAAAAAUUGUAAUGCAGCCAAAUAUACUUUGAACAA